AUGAGUUUAACUGAAGAACAAUUAAAAAAAGAAUUUAAAAAACUUGAUAAAGAUAAUGAUGGAAAUAUUACUGUAGAAGAAUUGAGAAAAUAUUAUUUACCAAUGCAAGAAAUGUUAGGCAUGAGCCCCGUGCUGAUUGAAAGAGAAAUUCAAGCAAUAUUAUCAAGACUCGAUCUAGAUAGGAAUGGAACAAUUAGUUUUGAUGGUAAGAUGUUUGCUGAUGUUAUGAAUAGUAUAUUCUCAUUCAUGUUAGAAGCUUUUAUAAAAAAAUUGACAAUUAAAGAGAGUAGUUUUGUAUUUUUGAAACUCUAA
Didymodactylos carnosus is the source of this 312-nucleotide messenger RNA. NCBI's taxonomy places the organism in Eukaryota, Metazoa, Rotifera, Eurotatoria, Philodinida, Philodinidae. The record is from the annotation of a GenBank genome assembly.